CCCCUCGAUCAUCGAGUUUAAUAAACAAACAAGCGAUAAUAGUCAUCGCCAAACUACCGCCUGCGAAAAUCAGUGCCUCGCUCGCACACCGGCCAAUCGUUUCUCCUUUUAUACUUACAUACAUACACGCGCGUAUAGAGAGUAGUGCGCGCGCGCGCGCGCGCUACGCAACAAUACACAGCGCGCUCAGUGCGUUUUCUCCGAUGACGGAUCGACGACAAGACGAUCAUGUCUCGCGAGUGGCUGCGAGCCGUAGUGGCUCGUAGGAACGAGGCCUUCAACAACUUCCAGCACGUCGAUCCCGAGGCUGUGGCGGUGAAUGUAUCAACGAUUCACAAAUUGAACGAGUUAAAGCCAACAUCGGCGAUCAUCGUAACGGGCUAUAUUCCAAUUGAAGCCAUAAGGUUCUCGAUAAAUCUGAAAUGUAAGACGUCGGGAAACAUCGCCCUGCACUUCAACCCUCGCCUCGACCGGGGCUACGUCGUCCGGAACAGCAAGUUCAAGGGAUGCUGGGAUGUCGAGGAGACCUGCUCACCAGCUGGCUCUCGGGGCUAUGUCUUCCGCAGGAAUUCCUUCUUUCACCUCACGAUCUUCUGCACGAUCAAUGAAUUUCAGAUUGCGAUCGAUGGAGAACACUUUUGUGCCUUCGCCUACCGAAUGCCCCUCGAAGAGAUCGUCGGCAUCGAGUUCAACGACGACGUCGAGGAGCCGAAGGUCAGGCAGACGAACAUUUCGAUGUACCCGGAUCCGCAAAUCUGCAAGCCGACCAGAAUACUCGAGUUGCUCGACGACAAGCCUCUGGACUCGAAUCUAGAGUUGCCGAUCGUCGUGGACCUUCCAAAGGGUUUUGGAAUCGGCGCAAAAUUACUCAUGAAAGGAAGAUUGAAGCUUCUACCUCACUCAUUCUACAUAAACCUGCAAAAGGGAAAAAUGAUCUAUCCUCAUCCAGCGAUAGCGCUUCACCUGAAUCCUCGCUAUCACUACGGCAACCAGCCCUCCUGUUUGGUAAUGAACUGCUGGAACAACGGAAAGUGGGAUCGGGAGGAGCGUCACGACGGGCAGACCUGGUGCCCAGGCCGGGAAUUCUUACUAACGAUCCGCUGCGAGUACGAGGGCUACGUGAUCUGGCUGAACGACCGGAUGAUCGGCGAAUUCAAGCACAGACUGCAGCCGUCCGUCAUCGACACCAUCCGCAUCACCGGGGAUCUCGUGGUAUACGAGAUGCUCGUCUCUUACAGCUAAUCCGCCAGACGCGCCUUCCAAUUAUACUCGCGUACAAAGCAGCUGCCUUAGAACACGUCAAACUCGCCAACUCACAUUGGGAGAGAGACACUUCCGACAAGAUCAUUCCGAGGGCGGUUUAUCACUUCUUUUUUUUUUUUUUUUGCUUUCUCUCUCAAGUCAAGCGCCAUUCAAGUUAUAGUAAUCUUCGCUCUGGGCGAGGGGAUUUUUGUAUGUAUAUUUUUUUUUCCUUAUUAUUGUGCGCGACGAAUGCAUCUUGUCGGAAUGCCUCUCGGCGAGCUAUUCGCCAACUUAGACAAUACGUACUGCCUUAAAUUAAUCUAUAGACUUGAAAUUGCCAAUAUCUCGAAGUUUUCGUGCUAGUUUUAGUUUGUUCUUUAUUUUCUUUCUUUUUUUUUUUUUUUUUUUUUUGGAAAAGUCGUCCGAGAAGAAAAACGGGUUUUCGAGUGUUUCCGCGAGACUACACGAAAAUAACAAAGGAUUAUUUCGUAUGUUUGUACAAUCGCUUUAUAUAAUAAUUUGUUAGCAAUAUUUGUAUGUACACGUAGCGUAUUUAUGAAACUAAACGUAUGAAGGUUUGUAGCGUAAAAAUGGCAUUUCCAAAUGUAAUAAAAAGUGCUUCAUACAA
Nasonia vitripennis (jewel wasp) is the source of this 1870-nucleotide messenger RNA. Its product is annotated as galectin-8. The record is from RefSeq and is a predicted model, not a curated record. Gene Ontology annotation, molecular function: carbohydrate binding; galactoside binding. The coding region runs from base 229 to 1242 and encodes 337 amino acids. NCBI's taxonomy places the organism in Eukaryota, Metazoa, Arthropoda, Insecta, Hymenoptera, Pteromalidae. The transcript is spliced from 7 exons.